AUGUCACGUAAUAGAUUGGAUGCUGGGGGUGGGGACAGGGGGUGUGGUGGGAAUAAGGCUGUCGGGACGGGUGUCAGGAUUAUGGAGGUUGUGGCCGGGAAUCCACGAGUCAGGCGUCUAAAAGGCGGAAGAGUCCCGAAAAAGAGCAAGACAAGACUAUUCCAGUAUAACUACCCCCACAUCAAACAAAACCCCAGAACUACCCCCACAUCAAACAAAACCCCAGAACUACCCCCACUUAAACAAAACCCCAGAACUACCCCCACAUCAAACAAAACCCCAGAACUACCCACACUUAAACAAAACCCCAGAACUACCCCCACAUCAAACAAAACCCCAAAACUACCCCCACAUCAAACAAGACCCCAGAACUACCCCCACAUCAAACAAAACCCCAGAACUACCCCCACAUCAAACAAAACCCCAGAACUACCCCCACAUCAAACAAAACCCCAGAACUACCCACCACAUCAAACAAAACCCCAGAACUACCCCCACAUCAAACAAAACCCCAGAACUACCCCCACAUCAAACAAAACCCCAGAACUACCCCCCACACCAAACAAAACCCCAGAACUACCCCCCACAUCAAACAAAACCCCAGAACUACCCCCAUAUCAAACAAAACCCCAGAACUACCCCCACAUCAAACAAAACCCCAAAUCUACCCCCACAUCAAACAAACACCAGAACUACCCACACAUAAAACAAAACCACAGAACUACCCCCACAUCAAACAAAACCCCAGAACUACCCCCACUUAAACAAAACCCCAGAACUACCCCCACAUCAAACAAACACCAGAACUACCCACACAUCAAACAAACACCAGCACUAACCCCACAUCAAACAAAACCCUAG
Molecule: messenger RNA, 861 nt
Organism: Physella acuta
Lineage: Eukaryota; Metazoa; Mollusca; Gastropoda; Physidae
Product: adhesive plaque matrix protein-like
Source: RefSeq, a predicted model, not a curated record